Molecule: messenger RNA, 1080 nt
Organism: Solanum verrucosum
Lineage: Eukaryota; Viridiplantae; Streptophyta; Magnoliopsida; Solanales; Solanaceae
Product: GDSL esterase/lipase At2g30220-like
Exons: 3
Coding region: 1-1080 (359 amino acids)
Molecular function (GO): hydrolase activity, acting on ester bonds
Source: RefSeq, a predicted model, not a curated record
AUGGCUUUAAGAACUUGCUUCUUCUUUUUCAUGAUAUUAUGUUAUUGUAACAUUAUAAUAACUAGCCAAGCCAAUAAUAAUAUUCCAAAAUUCACAUCCAUUUUAGUAUUUGGUGAUUCAUCAGUUGACACUGGAAAUAACAACCAUAUUGACACUAUAGCUAAAGGCAAUCACUUACCAUAUGGUCAAGAUUUCACAAACCAUAUCCCAACAGGAAGAUUUUCUAAUGGAAAAUUAGUGCCAGACAUGUUGUCAAUUUCAUUAGGUCUCAAAAAAAAUGGUGUUCCUCCCUAUUUACAACGCGAUUUGUCGAAAAACGACUUGAUUACUGGAGUAUGUUUUGCAUCUGGUGGAACAGGAUAUGAUGAAUUAACUAGUACAAUAUCUGGAGUAAUUUCUAUGAAGGAAGAGUUAGAAUAUUUCAAGGAAUAUUUGAGUAAAAUUAAAGAUAUUGUUGGAGGAAAUAGUAGUGAAGUUGAAAGAAUAGUGAAUGGUGCUUUGGUUAUUGUUAGUGCUGGUACUAAUGAUUUGAUAUUUAAUUUUUAUGAUUUACCUAAUAGAAGACUUCAAUUCAGCUUGAGUGGCUACCAAGAUUUUCUACUUGACAAAGUCCAAAGUUUUAUCAAGGAAUUAUACUAUCUUGGAUGUCGUAAUAUUAUAGUAAAUGGAUUGCCACCAAUUGGUUGUCUUCCAAUGCAAAUUACAGCAAAAUCUCCAUUUUUUAGAAGUUGCAUAAAUGAUGAGAAUUUGGAUGCUCAGAUUUAUAAUGAAAAGCUUCAGGAUUUGUUAAUUCAAUUACAAUCACAUCUUCCUGGAAGCAAAAUAUUAUAUGUAGACACAUAUAAUUUUAUAUCAGGCCUUAUCCACAAUCCUCAACUACAUGGAUUUGAGGAAACAAAGGUAGGGUGUUGUGGAAGUGGAUUAAUCGAAGCAGGACCUUUUUGCACCGAACUAUCUUCAGUAUGUCCAAAUCCUUCACAAUACAUAUUCUUUGAUAGCAUUCAUCCAACUGAAUCUACUUACUACAAGGCUACUCAAUACUUGAUCAAGCAACUCCUCCCUAAAUUUGGAGAAAAUUAG